This is a messenger RNA of Eurytemora carolleeae, 2022 nucleotides long. RefSeq lists its product as uncharacterized. Bases 64 to 1953 code for a protein of 629 amino acids. The record is from RefSeq and is a predicted model, not a curated record. The transcript is spliced from 6 exons. NCBI's taxonomy places the organism in Eukaryota, Metazoa, Arthropoda, Copepoda, Calanoida, Temoridae.
UGAAAGUUAUAUUUUCAGGGGGACACGUUCUAUUUGUUCACCUGCUCCCUCUGUAACUAUGGGAUGGAGUGCUUGAAACGCAUGCCAGUCUCAUGGCAACAGUUUCUUCAAAUUGCUCUUUUCGAUCUCACAGUCAAGCUGGAUAGGAGAUAUCAUGCACUGCCUGAAUUAUAUAAAUAUAUCCUGAAGAGCUGGGAUAUAUUUCAACUUCCUCGCACCUUUAAUAUUCUUUCAAAUCAGGAGAAACGGGAUAAGAUUGUGGCUACAUUGACAAGUUUUGACGUAUUCAACCAUACGCUUGAAGGACUUUGGGGGCUCACAGAUCUAAGGCCCCCUCCCAGGGGGGUCUUUGCCCUCAAGGAUAACGGCUUUGUCAGUGAGAGAACAGUUCUGGAGGAUGUCCUUCAAUUCCCUGAUGUUGAGUCGACCCAGAUCAUAUGUUUACCUUCAAAUAUCAAUCCUGUUACCUCUCAGACUCCUUCAUCCUUCUCUUCAGCUCCUUCAUUAUCCCCUCCAGCUCCUUCAACACCUCCAACUCCUCCAAUAACUCCUGGAAGUACAAAGAAUCCUAAAUUAUACCAAAAACAUGUCCAUCCAAAUAAAACAGUUAAUCUUUGCAUUAAAUCCAAAAAACCUACUAAAGCUAGUCAUCAGAUCUCAAGGAAACAAGGACGACAUACAACUGCUAGAUCUGGUCAGCUUACCAGGAACUCGGAAAGGGGUCAGCCUACCAGGAACUCGGAAAGGGCCCAGCCUACCAGGAACUCGGAAAGGGGUCAGCCUACCAGGAACUCGGAAAGGGCCCAGCCUACCAGGAACUCGGAAAGGGCCCAGCCUACCAAGAACUCGGAAAGGGGUCAGCCUACCAGGAACUUGGAAAGGGGUCAGCCUACCAGGAACUCGGAAAGAAGCAGGAGAGGAAAAGUUCCAUCGAACGGAACUCGAGAAAGGAAAAGUUUAAAGCAAUCUGUUUUAAAGCGUGAGCUUCACUCCCCGCUCCUAGAGAAACCUCUUGAAGUAGUUCGACCCCUUCCUUUCCAGAUUGCUAGAGAACUCCACGAGAAAGGAUUCCCCAAGGUGUGCGUCAAAUUCGCGUCAAUUGUGCCACCUAGGAAAGAGGAGAUUGACGCAGUGAUUUUAGAAAAAUGUCCCAAAAGAAAAUAUCGCAAGAGAGAAAAAUGCGAGCAGGGAGAAAAUAAAAAUGAAAAGGAUUUAAUAUCCGCGAAAAUGCGCUUUAAAGAACAGAAAUCAAGAUGGAGGGAGGAAAGGGAACGUUUAACAGAAGAAAAGGUGUGGCUGCAGGCGGGAAAAGAGAGUCCAAAAUUCAGCACUAAUGCUGGUUCGGUGGAGAGUAAUGGUCUGAAGGCAGAUAUUAACGGGUGUGUGGCGGAGAGCUUAGUGAAUGGUAUAAAUCCAGAACUAAAGCCAGGAGAGGAUGCUAGAUUAUUGGAUUCUUUGAUACCAGCAAAACAAUUUUACGGCGGCAGAAACAAUCCGUUUCAUUUAGGGUGCAGUGAAAGAUUGAGACAGGCUAGGAAUAUAUUAUGUAACAGAAAACUCCAAUUAGAAGACCUCACUAGGUGGAGAACUAGACUGAAGAAGAGAAAGCACAAGUUUUGUAUAGAAGAAUCUAGAAAAUUCUGGAAGGAACCGGAAAUAAAUUCUGAAAUUCCAACAGCCAAUGUUCAUGCCCCUAAAACCAAAAGUUUGCCAUCCGCAAAGCUAAACCGGAAACAGUACCGGGGCCUGCGUCCUCUGACGGGGGUGCCAUUGACCGAAGAAACCUCACAAGUAGAAAGCAUUUCCGUCCAAACCAAACCGAACGGCAUUGUUCGCCCGCGUCGCACGGAGCGGCGAAGUUUGAAGCUUCGAGGACGGGAGUUGGCCGGCCGCUGGCGUGGGUCAGGGGGUCAAAUAAAAUAUUUUUUUCGAACUAUUCAGGUUCAGGAGUAAUUCCUUUUUCAACAUUUUUGGAUAUUUUUCCAAACUAAUUGGUAUUUUGGAAUAAAUAUUGAAGAUUUG